CUCCUGUCCCCUCCAGUUCAGGCUAGGUCCUCUUCCUACAAUGGAGAGUAUGGAGGCGGUGGAGGCCAGCGAUUCUCCCAUUCUGGUUACCAGCUGGAGGGCCCCAUCACCGCCAUCCGCAUCCGGGUCAACAGAUACUACAUCGUAGGCCUCCAGGUGCGCUAUGGCAAGGUGUGGAGCGACUAUGUGGGUGGCAACCAGGGGGACCUGGAGGAGAUUUUCCUGCACCCUGGGGAGUCAGUGAUCCAGGUGUCUGGCAAGUACAAGUACUACCUGAGGAAGUUGGUCUUCGUGACUGACAAGGGCCGGUACCUGCCUUUUGGGAAAGACACAGGCACAAGUUUCAACGCUGUCCCCUUGUACCCCAACACCGUGCUACGAUUCAUCAGCGGCAGAUCUGGCUCGCUCAUCAAUGCCAUCGGCCUGCACUGGGACGCCUACCCCAGUGACUGCAGCAGUUGCUGAACUGCAGCCUUACCCUGGGCCGAGCACUGCAGCUGAGGUUCAGAACCGCCUUAUCACUAACCCCAUCUACAGGGUUCAAUUAAAAAAAAAAUAAAUAAAACGACCUAACUGAC
This is a messenger RNA of Suricata suricatta (meerkat), 578 nucleotides long. Its product is annotated as zymogen granule membrane protein 16. The annotation marks the transcript as partial. The transcript is spliced from 2 exons. The record is from RefSeq and is a predicted model, not a curated record. Lineage: Eukaryota; Metazoa; Chordata; Mammalia; Carnivora; Herpestidae.